Messenger RNA from Amyelois transitella, 6062 nucleotides. RefSeq names its product adenosylhomocysteinase-like 1. Lineage: Eukaryota; Metazoa; Arthropoda; Insecta; Lepidoptera; Pyralidae. The coding region runs from base 340 to 1935 and encodes 531 amino acids. Gene Ontology annotation, biological process: L-methionine cycle. Gene Ontology annotation, cellular component: cytosol. The transcript is spliced from 10 exons. The record is from RefSeq and is a predicted model, not a curated record.
UGAAGUGCGGGGAUCGCGAAAUUGGUUGCGGUUGUAUUGAGAAUACGUAUUUUUCUUGUUUUAUCGCCAAAACCCUUUCAUUACCAAUGCAACGACCGAUAGUAAUAGUGUUCUAGAUUAUAAUACAAUUUUAUUAGUCAGUGCGAAGUGUUCUAUCCAUCAGAUUUGUCGUUUAACAUCUACUGCGGUUGUUCGUGUUGUUUUUAUUAUUGAUAUUUCAAUUUCACAAUCGCGCGCUAAAGUUAGACCUGGGAAAUAUUAAGAUAAUCGUCUAUAAAUAUAUCGUGAACGAAUUCGUAGUAAAAAUAAUUUCAAAUAGUCAAUAUAAAUAAAAUUAAAAUGUCUGAGAGCCAUGGUGACCCGCUUCAUAGGAAGGAAAGUGUCGUAGUCGCUAAUGUUCCAAAUGACAGUCCCGUGACGGACCCAGGGCAGGUUAGGGGUGGGAACGCGGAGGCGUCAGCCGGGAAGUUUGAGGGGCAACGCGGGAAAUCGGGGGCUUUGAAGAAGUCCGCCAGGUAUAGAAGCAGAUCGCUUUCUGCUUCGUCAGCGGAUUCCUACAGCUCAACGUCUUAUACAGGGUCAUCUUCAGACGAGGACGAGGGAGUGCAACCUCACGAGAAGGCAAUAGCGGCUGGCCAGGCGAAUCCUCCGUACUGCGUGAGGAACAUAGAGCAGCAUGCGUUCGGGAGAAGGGAGAUUGAGAUUGCUGAGCAAGAGAUGCCUGGGAUCAUGGCUUUGAGGGCCAGGGCCAAGGAGGAUAAGCCGUUGAAGGAUGCUAAGAUCGUGGGUUGUACCCAUAUAAACGCACAGACAGCGGUGCUAAUUGAGACUCUAGCAGCGUUGGGAGCCACUGUCCGCUGGGCGGCAUGUAACAUUUACAGCACGCAGAAUGAGGUGGCAGCCGCCUUGGCUCAUGCUGGCUACGCAGUCUUCGCGUGGCGCGGCGAGAGCGAGGAAGCUUUCUGGUGGUGUAUUGACCAAUGCUGUACCCCCACGGCGGCGUGGCAGCCCAAUAUGAUCUUGGAUGAUGGUGGUGACGCCACCCAUCUCAUGCUGAAGAAGCACGGUUCGGCUUUCAAGAAUAUUAAGGGCAUAGUCGAAGAGAGCGUGACCGGCGUCCACAGGCUGUACCAGCUGAGCAAGGCCGGCAAGCUGUGUGUGCCAGCAAUGAACGUUAACGACUCUGUCACAAAGACUAAAUUCGACAAUCUUUACUCGUGCCGGGAAAGCAUUAUAGACGCUCUUAAAAGAAGCACGGACCUUAUGUUUGGUGGUAAGCAGUCUGUGGUCUGCGGCUACGGAGAGGUCGGUAAAGGGUGCUGUCAGGCCCUGAAAGCUUUAGGAUGUGUUGUUUACGUUACAGAAAUAGACCCUAUAUGCGCGUUACAAGCAGCCAUGGACGGUUUUAGAGUUGUAAAAUUAAAUGAGGUAAUAAGACAAGUGGACAUAGUCAUAACAGCUACGGGCAAUAAAGGCGUGGUCACAAGGGAACACAUGGAGCGGAUGAAAAAUGGCGGCGUCGUUUGUAAUAUGGGUCACAGCAACACCGAGGUAGAUGUGCACGCUUUACGGACACCGGAUUUAUUGUGGGAGAGAGUCAGGAGCCAGGUAGACCACAUAAUAUGGCCGAACGGCAAACGCAUAGUUCUCCUAGCUGAAGGUCGUCUGGCCAACUUGUGCUGUUCCUCAUUACCGUCAUUCGUAGUCUCCGUCACCGCUGCGACACAGGCUUUAGCGCUCAUUGAGCUGUAUAACGCGCCACAAAAUCGGUACAAGGCGGACGUAUAUCUAUUACCUAAGAAGAUGGACGAAUACGUUGCGAGCCUCCACCUGCCCACGUUUGACGCUCACCUGACAGAACUGAAUGACGAACAAGCUAAAUAUCUAGGUUUGAACAAGGUCGGCCCGUUCAAGCCGAAUUAUUAUAGAUACUAGCAUAAAAUAGUGUACGCGAAUAACAAUACGUGGAGGCGGGGGAAAGAGUGAAUUGUUUAGGAGAUACGCCAGUGUCAAAAAGGUUGAGGAACAGUUAUAAUGAACGCGGAUUUGCAGUCUUUCGAUGUUAUUACAAGUAGCCUUAUUUAUCAUGUCAUCCAAAAAGGCGAGACACCUCUCACUGUCCAACCUCUUUAUUUAAAAAAAAACUUAAUGUGUAAUCAAAAUAUGGGUAUUCUACUGCAAAUGUUGCGGAGGUUAGUUGGGCGUCGCUUCGUGUAAAUACUGGACUUAACCAAUCAAGAAUUCUGUGCAAUGCGAGAUUUCUACGUGUAUGAAGUCGCGGGCAUUACCUAUAUAGGAACUAUAUUUAAGUUGGCGACGCGUCUCGUUCUCUUUGCGAGAAAAUCUGAUAUACUGAAAAAAAAAAAAGCUUAAGUAAUUUUCGAUUCAUAUCAGGAGGAACCGCGUUCAUUUAAGAAGUAAAAAAAAUUGCUUACCGAUUAUUUACACGAAAUUCACUGGCGUAUCUCUCAUACAAAGCCGUCCCUAGCCCCUUAUUGAAGUAGCACCGAUACUACUUUUUAUAACAUUGUAUGUAAAUGUAAAAGUGAAAAUAUUUUUACCAAAAACAAAAUGGUUACAUCAAACCCUUUAAUCGUAAUCGUAAAGGGCGCCGAAAGAUAUUCUAACCCUGUGCUAAUAAUUAAGCUAGGGACGGCGCAAUUUUCCCGCGAUGACGCCACACGUACUGUUAUAUCGUGCAAAGCUUUUAAAUGCUUACUGUGAAGUAUUACUGUCCUAUUCUGAAAUUGGUGACUCACGUUUGAGACGAAAAUCGAUCAAGUGGUUUUUUGUUUGCAUAGUAAUCAAACGAAUUAGCCGUUUUAAGCAUCUUUAGUCACCAUAGGUAUUUUAGUUUACAAUUAUUAUAAAGUUAUUGCGCAAUCAACACACAAUCUUUUCAAAACUGUUGGUUCUGUCUACCCCGCAAGGGAUAAAGACGUGACCAUAUGUAUGUAUUUAUUAUUGCGCACAAACAUAAAUAUGAUAAUAAUUAAUAUUCGAAGCGCAUAUAAACACAUUCGUCUAGUGCAGUUUUAACCAUGAUCCAAUACGGGUGCCGUGUGGUUCCCGGCACCGAUACAAAAAAAGAAUAGUACCACUCCAUCUCUUUGCCAUGGUUGUAGUAAAAGGCGACUAAGGGAUAGGCUUACAAACUUGGAUUCUUUUUUAAGCGAUGGGCUAGCAACCUGUCACUAUUUGAAUUUCAAUUCUAUCAUUAAGCCUAAUAGCUGAACGUGGCCAUUCAGUUUUUUCAAGACGGUUGGCUCUGUCUACCCCGCAAGGGAUACAGACGUGACCAUAUGUAAUGUAAUGUAAUGUCCAAUACGGGUUAAAAUCCCCUGCAAAGGUUGCGGAGGUCAGACGGGAGUCGCUUCGUGUGAAAACCUGACUCACCCAAUCCAGGAUCCAUGGUCAAAGGCGUACCCCGGGCUCCUCUCCAGAGUGGUGAGAUUAUGUAUUCAGGAUUUACGACAGGAGUAAGAAGAACAUGUAAAAUUCGAACACCAUUAACUAACUUACUUGUGCGACUAAAUAGAUUUAUAAUUACUGUAUUAAGUGAGUCGCCAAUUUCAAAAUAGCGCCCAUAGUGACGUAGGCUUAGAGUGAACGGAAAGAUUGUAUUUUAUUUUCAUCAAUUAUAAAUGAAAAUUGUGCGCGAAAAUAUAACGUUUUGUGUCAUUCUUUUAAAAAAUGAAUUGGAAUUGUUGUCGAUACGGUCCAAUAGCACAUCGACAUUAUGAAAAUCACAGCAAAUUAGCUUUUAUUACCGCUUCAUAGAGUUUUCUUGAUAAAAACAUAAAAUAAUGGUAUUUUUCUGCCGUGUGGUACCCGGCACCAAUAGAAAAAAGAAUAGGACCACUCCAUUUCACUCCCAUGGAUGUCGUAUAAGGCGACUAAGGGAUAGGCUUACAAACUUGGGAUUCUUUUUUAGGCGAUGGGCUAGCAAGCUGUCACUAUUUGAAUCUCAAUUCUAUUAUCAAGCCAAAAAGUUGAACGUGGCCUAUCAGUCUUUUCAAGACUGUUGGCUCUGUCUACCCCGCAAGGGAUAUAGACGUGACUUUAUGUAUGUAUAUGUAUUUAUUUAACGUCAAAGGUCGCGCCUUAGUCGCUAAGAAAAUCAUAUUUUCCUUAAUUUAGAGCCACUUCGACUAUAUUAAGACCAUGAUGGCGCCUAAAGUGAUAAAAAAAAUAAUAAUUUUAAGUCACUUUUACUUACAAUUGAAUGACACAAACGUUAUGAGAAUUUGUUUAGAACGAAUGUAAAUUUUAAUUAGACAAAUAGCUAUAUAGGGCUUAUUUUAAGUAAACUUGUUUGUGUCAUAGCUUUUUACUUGUUAUAAUUCUCAGCACAGAACGGAAUGGCGUUGUUUAAUUUAUAAUUUGAGACACACGUUUGUAACGUAUAUUUUUUUUUGACAUUAAACAUUUUGCCAAAAAAAGAUUGACUUUUGCUCGGGUACAUCGGCGUAAUAUUUAAAAGUGGUAAUACGGUACGGUUUUGGUAAAUAUCGUUAUUAAUCAAAGGUGAAGUAAGUAAAAAGUUAUGAAACAAAUACUAUACAAUUAAUUAUGUUACCAUUUUGUGUUAAAAAUUAUAGUUGUGUUCAAAUAAAUAGAUUUGUAUAGUGAAUAGACAUGGAGGUAUGAAAUCUAGAAGGAGCGUUUUAAUUAAAGUCAAAAUCAAUAGCAAAAUUGUAAUUCAUUAAUAUGCUGUCAAAAAUUUUUAUUUUUAGCUUUAUACACAAUCAAAGAACUUGAUUGAUUGAUAAAUAAAUAUCUGAAAUAUUGUCUUUGAUUAAGUUAAUUUUUUUUACAUAUUUUUAAGUUCGAUGACAAUUAAAUUAAGUAUCAUGAGGCCAUAUAGCUAAUAAAUACAAGCUUGCCCAAACGUAUUUAUUUUUAAAUAAGUAUAUUUAAUCCUUUCUUAUGAUUAUUUAAAUAAUUUUGUAAAAACCAUGAAAAAGCUACAUUAACAUUUGGAAUCACAAGUCAUUUUGUGCAAAUAAUAAUCCUACAGUUGUUACAAGGCAAAACCUCUUUCUUCAGAAAACUGUUCUUCAGGUCGUGAGUAUUUGAACACCAACAGCAGUACAGAACUUCGCAUAAAAAAUGAUCUCACUAAAAAUGCUUAUAAAAAAAGAUUAAAAAAAUAUUCAAUGUUUCUUAAACGAUUGAUAGGCUAGUACAAAUAGUUUUUCUUACAAAACUGUCUCGUAGCAUGGCACGCGCGACGCCGUUUUUAUCGCGCGAAAGUCUAUCUCUGUUUGGUUUUUAUUAUGACGUGAAAUGAUAAAGCGAUAGCUUUUCGCGAUUAAAACGGCGUCGCGCGACCAUGCUACGUGGGCGGAAUACCAAGUUUUUACUAAAAAUGAUCAAUUGUUUUAUGCGGAGCACCUUCUAUACUUUUAAAUCGGAGUUAUUGCUCUAAGUCUUUUAACAAGUACAACAGUAUUCAUACCUAUGUAUUUUAGUUAUAAAUCGAGGUGACUUAUCGUUGCCGCCAUUUUAAAUCAACUUAUAUUUCGGGUUAUAUAUACGUUAAUGAAGUAUAUAUACUAACUGUAUGCCACACUAGUCUUAUAUUAUUUAAAUUUCUUUACGCAUUUUUCGCAAAAUUCAUAAGGUCGUUUGAAAUAUUUUGUGAUACCCGUCUGUCUCUUUCUAAUUACGAUGCUAGUUUCGCAGUUAAACAAAAUAUACAGGGAUACCUACAUCUUAUCGUACUAUUGACUCUGUGUAUCCCGUAAGGGAUAAAUACCUCGUAAAUGUAUGUUUGUAUGAAUAAAAAUGUGGAAAGAGUCAGAGGGGUAAAUUAAGAUAAUUUAAAUACAUAUAGGUUCUUCUGAAAUUUGUAUACUUAUUUUAUAUCUAUGUGGUAUCAUAUUAGAAAUGUCAAAUUAAUCAAUUUGCUCUAUGAUACAUUGGACCAUAGACUAACAGACCGGUCGUUUAUGGUCGGUGUGUGUGUUUGAACGUUGAUUACGCCUAAAGUCGGAUGUAUAGUAGUUAAUUUUAAGGUUGUUGCAAUGUUUUAAUAAAAUAAAAGUUUGGAAAAAUGC